Phaedon cochleariae (mustard beetle) is the source of this 1621-nucleotide messenger RNA. Lineage: Eukaryota; Metazoa; Arthropoda; Insecta; Coleoptera; Chrysomelidae. The record is from the annotation of a GenBank genome assembly.
GAUCGUUGCAAUGAGCUUUUUCGUAUCGAGACAUUAACUCGACUAGUUUGAGACAGUAUAGAAGAGUACCUCGUUUCAAAGUUUAUGUCAAGAACACCAGAGAUAAGCGAAUGGGGUCCAUUUCCUGGAUUGCAAGAUAAAAUAUGAAACUGCAUAUUAUGGAUACCGAUAUGGAAGAAGCGAAACAAAAACUCAACGGUGAAGUUAUCAGAUUGCAAAAAUACAGAUGGGUGAUAUUAUUCAUUUUUUGCUCAAUAACUGUGAUCAGUGUAAUGCAGUUCCUACAAUUUACUAUCGUCGCUAAUGUGAUGACAAAGUAUUAUAAUGUCAGUAGCUCAGCUGUACAUACAACGGGAACAAUAUUCUUUGUGAUAUAUAUUUUAUUAUUCCUACCAGUCAAUUACCUCAUCGAGAAAUAUAGUUUAAGAGUCACAGCCAUAGUGAGUUCAACUCUCACAUUCAUCGGUAUUUUGGUGAAAGUAUUUUGCUGUGAUCCAUCGAGAUUCUUCGUUGUCCUCAUUGGCCAAGGAAUAUGUGCCUUCGGUCAAGUUUACGUAACGAGUAUUCCUUCCAAACUGUCGGCUACUUGGUUUGGACCCAACGAAGUGUCAACGGCAUGUGCCAUAGCAGUUAUGUGUAUACAAGUCGGUGUUUCCAUAGGAGCAGUGUUUCCGCCAUUUCUUAUACUGAAAGACGAUACCAUCGAUGAUAUAGGAAAUUCUUUGCAGCGAAUGUUGAUAUUCAAUGCGGUUGUGGCAGGUGUUGUCUUGGUUAUAGUAAUAUUAUUUUUUAAGGCAAAACCAGAUUACCCUCCUAGCAAAUCGCAAUUGAAGCUGAUCUCAGAGUACCAACCAUCUUUAUCGAACGCCAGCAGAAAACUAUGUAGGAACAACGACUUUUUAUUUCUUUUGUUCGCAGUUGGAAUGAGUUAUGGUAUAUACAACAGUCUUGGAGUGGUUUUCAAUACCAUUUACAUCGAGUAUUUUCCUAAUGGAGAAUUUGAUCUGGGCAUCACGACGAUUUUAUCAAUUAUAUCAGGAGGUUGCAUAGGCAGUAUUCUCUUUGGUUAUCUUUUGGAUAAAACUCAUCAAUUCAAGCGACUGAGUCUAGCAGUAUUCUCACUGGCUUGCUUGUGUUUCGUUUUUGAGGUUUAUUCACUCUAUGUGAGAUGCAGAACUGCUACAUUCAUCACACUACCUUUAUUCGAAUUUUUCAUUGCCCCAAUCUACAUCAUCGGAAUAGAGUUCAUUUCGGAGGUCACAUACCCAGUUCCGGAAUCCACUAGUUGUUCAGCUUUGAAUGCCACCAUUUACGUAUUUGCCAUAGGAUCCACCUUGGCCAUCGAAGGACUCACUCAUUCAGUAGGAUAUUUGUUGACAUUGUCUGUGAUAUUAUGCGCCUUCGUCAUGUGUGCCUUGUCUCUAGUAUUCGUCUCUUCGAAUUUCAGACGAACGAAAGCUAACAUGUUGAUACAAGAAAUCAAUUCUUGACACGUUUGAUUUCCAUGAAAUUUAUUAGAAUCAGACAUUCGCUGAUUAGUGAGGAGGUAGUUAAUGUAAUCUAAUUCAUAAGGUGAGCCAAGUUUGGUUUUUUGAUCGAUAUGAGUCGAAGGGAAUAUAUA